Molecule: messenger RNA, 990 nt
Organism: Papaver somniferum (opium poppy)
Lineage: Eukaryota; Viridiplantae; Streptophyta; Magnoliopsida; Ranunculales; Papaveraceae
Exons: 2
Coding region: 1-990 (329 amino acids)
Source: RefSeq, a predicted model, not a curated record
AUGAUGCAUUGCUCUUCUUGGGAUAUUAAGCAUAUUUGUGGAUAUAAGAACGUGGGUUGGACUUCACAACAAUCUGUGGGAAGCUCUGGUGGUAUGUUAACCAUCUGGGACAGAGAUUAUGUGGAGGUUAGUGACUCUUUAGUUGGUGAUUAUAGUCUGUCGAUUCUUUGCACAAUUAAGAUUGACAACUUCCAGUGGGUUCUAACAAAUGUUUAUGGGCCAGAUAAUCCUGUCGAUAGAACAGAUUUUUGGAUUGAGCUUGACAAUGUUUGUAGAUACUGGACUAAUACUUCUUGGUGUAUUGCUGGUGACUUCAACACAAUCACCAAGUGUGCUGAGAAGAAGAAUUGCAGGAAAAUAACUAGGAGCAUGACAAAAUUCAAUGAGUUUAUUUUGGAGCAUGAUCUUAUUGACUUACCCCUGAAAGGGGCAAGAUACACCUGGUCAGAUGGUACCCCAAGUAGUGUGCUUUGGCAAAAAUUACAAGCACUUAAAGAGAAGCUAAAGGUUUGGAACAAAGAUGUUUUUGGUCAUACCAAAACUAAGUUGAAUGCAAUUCUCUCGGACAUACAAGCACUUGACGGAUUUGCGGAAGAUAAUACUCUUACUGAAGAGGAGCGGAGUGUGCAACUCCAAAAUAAGAUUGAGUUUGAGAAGAUUUCAAAGAUGGAGGAGACCUCAUGGAGGAUCAAAUCAAAUAUCAAAUGGAUGCAAGAAGGUGACCGGAAUACCUCUUUCUUCAUCAGUAAUGCUUCGGCAAGAAGAAGAUACAACAGAAUCCAACAACUUUACAUAGGUAAUGAGUUAGUUUCUGAUAGAGGAAGGCUACAAGAUCAUAUUGUGGAGUACUACAAAACUCUUUUUAUUGAAGAAGAAAUGGUAAGACCUCUUUUGGAGGGAAUUGAGUUCGAUACCAUUACCUAUACAGAGUCCACUAUUUUAGAAUCUGAUUUUUCUGAAGAGAGGUUUUUCAAGCUAUCAAAGAUUUAG